AUGUUAAACUUGAUAGAAUUGCAAAGAAGUUAUAUCCUAUCAUUUAUUGAUAAUAUUGAAACUGAACAUGGGAUUAAAUUUUUAGUGGUUGAUGAUACUGUUGAUGAACUGUUAAGUUGUUUGUUUGCUGAUCGUAGGGAGUUAUUGGGGCAUGUGACUGCUGUUGAUAAAAUUGAUUCAAAGACUCGAAAGGGGCAGCCGUCAAUGGAGGUAAUAUAUUUCUUAAGUCCUAAUAAGUUUAACAUUAAUUGUAUUGAUGCAGAUUUUAGUAAUAUGCCUCCGAGGUAUAAGAGAAAUCAUAUUAGGUUUUUACCCGGUUUAGAUCAGCAAUUGGCUAAAUAUUUGAAUUCUAGGCAACACAUUACUCAUAAUAUGGCUUCAUUAGCGGAAAUUAAAUGUGGGUUUUACCCAAAGGGAUUAUGGUAUUUUGAGACUAUUGGUAUUGAUCAGCCUUUGCAAAUAUUUUUUAACAAUCAAUGUGUGGAUUUAAUAGAAAGAAAUAUCCAAAAAAUUGUUCAAAGUUUACUGAAUAUCUGUAUUAUAACGGGUGAAUAUCCAAUUAUUAGGUACUCAGAGCCAAGUCAGGAAGUUUCUUCAUUAUGUAGACCAACGGUUCUAGUUAAGAAACUAGCCUUUGAAUUUCAACAUGCCCUUGAUAAUUACGCACGUCAAAAUGAAGACUUCCCUCCUCCAAAUAUGAGACCAAGAUCGAUUUUCAUAAUAACAGAUCGAACUCUGGAUAUUUUCAGUGCAUUAGUCCAUGAUUUUACGUAUCAAUCUUUGGCUUAUGAUUUGGUUAGUGACGUGAAUUUAGUCACUAACGUUUAUAAGUAUGAGGCUCAAAAUGAAAAGGGGGAAAAAGAGGAAAAGACAUCUAAAUUAUCAGACCUAUUAGAUCCGGAUUGGGUUGAAUUAAAGUACCAACAUAUUGCAGAUGCAGGUGAAGCUUUGACAGCAAAAAUAAACGAAAUAAUCUCUAAAAAUCCUUUACUCGUGGAUAGAAGUAAAGUGAAAACUACGACGGACUUAUUAAGUGUUGUCGCACAUUUAAAAGACUUUGAUGAAGAAAGAAGAAGGGUUACCUUACACAAAACUCUCAUUGAUAAAUGUUUACAGAUUUCAAAGGACCGUAAUCUAGUUGAAUCAUCAGAAUUGGAGCAAACUUUGUGCAGUUUUGGUCUCGAUAUUGAUGGUAAUCGGGUUAAACAACUGGCAGAUCGGCUACUGGAGGUUUUAGCGAAUGAGAACGCUUCUAUAACUGACAAAGUCCGUUACAUCAUUGAAUAUGCUCUGUUUAGGGGUGGUCUUAUCGAGCCGGAUUUUGUCAAAUUAUUAUCUUUUAUCGGUGUUGGCGCGAAUCACAAUUAUUUCAAGCAUUUUAUGCAACUGUUCAGAAACUUCAACUAUAUAGGGUUUAAAUUGAUUAAGUCAAAUCCCAAAGAUGAUGGUUUUAAAAAAGACUGGAUGCAUAGCAGUAUCAUGAACGACCCAAAUAGCUACCAGACCUCCCGAUUUAUCCCUUCAAUUGGAAAUAUUUUAUCUAGUGUUAUCAAUAAUCCAUUAUUACUGAGUGAAGAGUUAUUUCCAUAUGUCAAAGACAAACCAAUCGAAUUACUUGAUCCAGAUUUGAAGGUUACUUUGGAGUCAAACAAUUCCUCAACCUCACUGAGAAAUCCUAGACACAAGGCUGCAUGGGCAAAGACAAAUAACCAAACAAAAGCUCCAAAACAGAGGAUUUUUUAUUUUAUCCUUGGGGGUAUAACGCAUGUUGAAUUAAAGGCGGCAUAUUCACAAGCUGAGUCAAAAAAUAGGGACAUAUUUAUUGGUAGUGAUUCCACGAUCACCUCACUACAGUUUAUGCAAUCUAUGGAAAAAUUGUCCGAAAACAGGGCUCAUCUAAGGUUAAAAGAUGAUUUGCGUCUUCAGUCAGAAGCACCAGAUUAUUUAUUUGAUAGAAGUAGCAGAUCAAUUGGAGUAGAUCAGCCGACACCUGUUGUUACUCAACGCAAUAAUAACAUGCAUAUUAAGGCCCCCGUACUUCAAACGCAACUUGAUGAAUCUACAGAUAAGGACAAAGACAAAGACAAAAAACGCCACAAGUUUACCAAGUUUCUACGAAAGUAA
This is a messenger RNA of Eremothecium cymbalariae DBVPG#7215, 2124 nucleotides long. It is a transcript of the gene SEC1, whose product is annotated as Sec1p. Gene Ontology annotation, biological process: vesicle-mediated transport; intracellular protein transport. Gene Ontology annotation, cellular component: plasma membrane; secretory granule. Gene Ontology annotation, molecular function: syntaxin binding. Lineage: Eukaryota; Fungi; Ascomycota; Saccharomycetes; Saccharomycetales; Saccharomycetaceae. The record is from RefSeq and is a predicted model, not a curated record. The transcript is spliced from 2 exons. Bases 1 to 2124 code for a protein of 707 amino acids.